This is a messenger RNA of Jaculus jaculus (lesser Egyptian jerboa), 698 nucleotides long. It is a transcript of the gene Tnnc2, whose product is annotated as troponin C2, fast skeletal type. Lineage: Eukaryota; Metazoa; Chordata; Mammalia; Rodentia; Dipodidae. The transcript has 6 exons. Gene Ontology annotation, molecular function: calcium ion binding; enzyme regulator activity. Bases 140 to 577 code for a protein of 145 amino acids. The record is from RefSeq and is a predicted model, not a curated record.
CAGGAGUUGACUACCUCGCUGUCCAUCAGAUGGGGGGCUCCGUUCUGCACAAGCACAUGGCCAGUCACAUCAAGGGGGCCUACACCAUCGAAGCCAGACGGACCAGCAGGCUGAGGCCAGGUCGUACCUCAGCGAGGAGAUGAUAGCUGAGUUCAAGGCUGCCUUUGACAUGUUUGAUGCUGAUGGCGGUGGGGACAUCAGCGUCAAAGAGCUGGGCACGGUGAUGAGGAUGCUGGGUCAGACCCCCACCAAAGAGGAGCUGGAUGCCAUCAUCGAGGAGGUGGACGAGGAUGGCAGCGGUACCAUCGACUUCGAGGAGUUCUUGGUCAUGAUGGUGCGCCAGAUGAAAGAGGAUGCGAAGGGGAAGAGCGAGGAGGAGCUGGCCGAGUGCUUCCGCAUCUUCGACAGGAACGCAGACGGCUACAUCGACGCUGAGGAGCUGGCCGAGAUUUUCAGGGCCUCCGGGGAGCACGUGACGGACGACGAGAUCGAAUCCCUGAUGAAGGACGGCGACAAGAACAACGACGGCCGCAUCGACUUCGACGAGUUCCUGAAGAUGAUGGAAGGCGUGCAGUAAGGAGUGGACCAUCGCUUCCACCCCAGAUCUCGGGGGCCCCUGGGCAGCUCCACCCUUGCCCGUCCUUCCUCUCUCCAUCAGCGAGGUGCGGCCCAUUCGGGUUCUGUGCCUGGAAGGAAUA